UCAACGUCAUUUUCACUACAAAAAGAUGGAAUGGAGUCCAGUGGUUCUCUUGUCUUCUGCUUGUUCUUCAAAACUUCUUUACGGAAUCAAGGUCCUGGUAAAUGAACUCUACAGUGGACUUUAGCAUAAGUAGGAAUGAAGUAAUUAAUGGUAAAGUAAGCAAAAUUAGAGAACGACAAAGCAUGUUGUUAAAAUUCACACUGCCUUGUAGUGUAACCUUUUCUAGAGUUAUGCUUUUUCUUUGAGGACAUUCUUUAAUUUUCAAAAAUCAUGAACUGCAUAACACUGAAAGGUACACUUAUUUUUAAUAUAAUGCUUUACACUUUAUUAGCAUGAGUAUAUCAUUAAAAACACAAAAUGGACUUGUUAUCAUUAAAAUCAAUAGGAAAUAGGGGUUUCCGUUUACCCAUUGGAUAAAUCGGAGAUGGCAUGGCAAGCCAAUAACUGAUCCUAGUAUAGUUGUAUAAAUAGAAUUAUUCAAGGACUUCAAAUAAAUAUAAAUUCACCAAGUUACACUACAAUGUGGAUGGAAUUGAACAAUGUUGAAAAAGAAAUUGUACAAAUUAUUGCUCAGCAUGAUAUCAGAUGGCUUGUCAAGGGGGCCGCAACAGAUAAGCACUAUUCAAAGUAUGAAACAUCCACUACAGUUACUCAAUAUCUUUUAACUAACAGUAAAAAACAGAAGAUCAUAAAUAAGUCCUGUAGGGAUGUAAAGUACGUUGGUGCAUUCCUCACAUUAGGUUGUUGGCAUAUUUAUUGGCAUAGGUUAUGCAAGAACUUCACAUAUUUGUUCUAUUUCGUCAUGUUCCCUAUUACUAACCCAAACUCAUCAAAUGUAACUAGUAAGAAACUGUCAGAGCUCAAGUCCAAGAAAACAACCUUUGUGUGCCAGCAAACACCAGUGUCCUGUCAUAUUUGGUUUGCUUGCAAUGGAUGCCUCAUAUAUACAAGGUAUUUGGGCAUUUUGAAUUGACUUGUUAUCACUAAAAUCACAAGGGAAGAGGGGUUUCCGUUUACACAUUGGAUGAAUCGGAGAUGGCAAAGCAGAGAGUAACUGAUCCUAGUAUAGUUGUACAAAUAGAAUCAUUCAACCAAGCUAUUUCAAACACAUUCCUAAAAUAUAAAUCUAAAAAACAAUCUCGAAUGAAUGAGUUACGUUGAAUCCAUAAAUCCAAUUGAAACCUUACUUUGUUUCUACUCUCUUUCUAUUUUUCAAAUCAAAAAUAAUUUAUAAACUUCCCUAUGAUAUCUGGCAAUAUGCCGAUAUCUACUUUACCUUCCAUCAAUGCAUAGUAUCCCCAUUUAGGACAUAAUUAGAGGGCACUGCCCCCCAUAAAGCUUCUAUCAAGAUCCAUCACUUAAAUAAUGUCCUUAAAAAAUUACUAAAUCAAUAACUUUAUGGCUGCAUCUAUACCCCUACUCUCUCAUAAUCGCAAGUGGAUCUCAGAAUAAGAGAGACAAGAAUGCAGGUACAACUAUAAUGCUCUUGGAUUUAACAUUCCCUUGCAACUAAAUGUGAUUUUACAAUUGAAAUCCGAACAAUAUCCUUCCAUCAUCUGCUCAUUAUCAGGAGCCAGAUAGAAGCACUGAAACUAGACCAGAAAAAGAUGUUCUAAUAACAGUAGUGCAAUUUUACCUCCUCCCGGGGACAUUCCUGAAUGACAGAUAUCUGCUUGUAAACUCCUCUUCUUUAUUGAACCUGCCAAAUGACAAGCCAGCCAUCUUUACCAAUGUACUGGGUGGCUUUGGUUUUCAAACUCUUCUUAUAGUAGUUCCUCAGUUUCUCUUAGCUUCACUAAUACACAUUUUCUUGCUGAAAUUUAACCAGUCUCAUAAGCAUUUCCAAGCCUUUU
Molecule: messenger RNA, 1853 nt
Organism: Camellia sinensis
Lineage: Eukaryota; Viridiplantae; Streptophyta; Magnoliopsida; Ericales; Theaceae
Source: RefSeq, a predicted model, not a curated record